This is a messenger RNA of Symbiodinium sp. CCMP2592, 1740 nucleotides long. The record is from the annotation of a GenBank genome assembly. Lineage: Eukaryota; Dinophyceae; Suessiales; Symbiodiniaceae.
AUGACCCAAACUGUGAAGCUGGACGAAUUGCAAGAAGAUGACCCCUCCUCGCCGGUCGUUCGAACGCGGGAGCCCCUGUGGCGCGUGCGGCACCUGCGACCUCUGCGAUCGCCGUCGCAGCUGGGGAAGCCGCCGCCCGUGACGGUGAAGACCCGCUCAGCGGCGAAGCUGCCCCUGAGCCCGGCAGCAUUGGAGCCGGAGCCUAAGCCCAGCCACUUGGCCUUUGGGGACGCCCUGCGCCUCACGCUGCCGCCGCUGGAUGACGAUGGCUUCGCAGCGGCGCUCUGUGCCUGCGUCCGCCCAAAGGCCGUUGGCGACGUCGGUCCGCGGGAGAUCGCUCCGACGGAUGCCGAGCGCGAGGAGUUGCGGCUGGCAGAGGACCUGGCAGCCUCGGGGCGUAGGGCCAAGGACUUCGUGGCAGUAACAGCUGCUCGAGUACGAGACCCCGACACCGUCGCGUGUCGAAGCGCUUGGCGGGUAUUCCGGUGUAGUGAGCUGGAUGGCUUCCCUGCCUCUUCCCGUGUGCACUAUGGACAGCACGUUCAGUUCGGGCUGCCAUCCGUCGACGAUGUGAGCUCCGAGAUCUUGCUGAGCUGCGAGCCACCCAGCCGUGGUGGAGGUCUGGGAGCCCCGUACCUGAUCUUCGGGCGCUUCGUGGACUUCGGCUAUGUCUGUCAGGGACGCCGGAGCUGGAACACGGCUUUCACCCUCGUGCCGGAGCAUUCCUCAGCCGGUGCUUACGGUGACCCCGUGGACUUGAGAUGGGGCGUGCGCAUUGUGCCCAUUGCGCCCUUCUCUUACCUUCACGGCCCACGGCUGAUGCAGGCGGUCUUUGGUGGCCUCAGCAACCCCGUCGGUCGGGGCUGCAUCUCACGUUCCGCUGCCGUGGGGAAGGACGUGCAGGAGCUGCUGCUGCACGCAUCAGCCCCGGAAGGAGAGCCUCCAGAUGUUGGCUGGGUGCUGGAGCGGCUUUGCCUCAACCCGGCCACGCCCCGGACAGCGGCAGGUGGAGACACGACCUUUGCACAGUGGCAUAGCCUCAGGGCCGUCAUCCUGAAGCGCAUCCGCCGGCGCGGGGAGGUCCUGGCCUACAGCAUCUUCCGAAAGAUCCUUUCGAAGGACUGCCUGGUGCUGGAUGGCCCGAUCUCCACCAGUCGAUUGCCAACGGCUGAUGGCUCGGCAGCCCUUGCUGAGCGGACCUUGGUCGGCGAGUCCUCCGUCUUGACAUCCUUGCGCUGCGACUACGGCGUCCAGCUGGGCGCGGAUGACAUGCAGCUGAUCACGACGCACUUUCGGCCGCCGGGUAGCGAGAGCCUGUGGUCCGAGCCUCUCAUCGACGUCAACGCCUUGGCGGACGCCAUCCGAGGAGAGACUUCGCCCGGGCGGUCGCGCACGUUGCAGCAGCUGUACUCGCUUCUCCAAAAGCAGGCCGGGUUGAAACCCACCGACAGCCUCGCAGUGGCCUGGAUCCGCACCCGUGUGGAGUCCACCGAGGUGGGCGGCGAACUUUUCCCCGCAGAAGAUCUGCUCGCCUCCCUGCCCCUCGUUCGCAGCCAUGCGGGCAUCACACGGCUGGCAUUCUUGCGCUGGCAGAUGGAUGCGCUUGCACUGAUCCCUUCCCAUGAAAGCUGUCUCCAGUUCUUACACCAGAUCUGGGGAGACGUCGUCUUAACGAUGGGGACGGAGGAAGAGAAGUUCAACUGGAGCUUGUCCCUCCCUCGCGGCGAGAUGAGGGUUUGA